Notolabrus celidotus (New Zealand spotty) is the source of this 1079-nucleotide messenger RNA. Its product is annotated as rheacalcin-1-like. Bases 324 to 923 code for a protein of 199 amino acids. The transcript is spliced from 9 exons. The record is from RefSeq and is a predicted model, not a curated record. Lineage: Eukaryota; Metazoa; Chordata; Actinopteri; Labriformes; Labridae.
UAUAAGAAUAUUUCAGCUAUAAUCAAUAUUAUUUACUUUGUAUUCUACAUGUUGAUGAUUUGCCUACUUAUAAACCUGAGUGGAGCAUUUGGUCAGGUCUAUCAGUGCUUCCUUAUUGGCCUCAAACUGGGUCACGUUGUUUUUGGCACAAACACACUGUUGUUCAGCCGCAGGUCAAUGUUCAUGUCCAGGAGUGUGUAUAUAAAGAGCAGGACAGCUUCCUCUUCAUCACUCACCUGAUACUCAAGCAUCAGCUGAUAUUCACCUCACAGCAGGCCUUCAGUCACCUUCAGUCACUCUUCAUCAUCCUCCACAUCUUCAUCAUGAAGGCUCUCCUGCUCCUCUCUCUUCUCGUUCUCUCGGCAGCAGCAGAUGUUGCAAAGGUUGCAGAUGCUGCAGAAGUUGCAGACGCUGCAGGUGUUGCAGAUGUAGUGCCCGAGCUGCAGGAGGAGAAACAGUUGCUUGAAGAUGAAGUUCCUUUCCCUGAAGAAGAGGAAGCGGCCAUGUUUGCUGCAGCAGCCCAGGAUGCACCAGAUACAGAUCGUAUGUUCGUCUGUCCCUCCGGUUGGGUCCGAUACAAGACCGGCUGCUAUUUAUACAUGAGCUCUUUGUCCUGGAGCGGUGCUGAGACCCACUGUGCCAGGCAGGGAGCCUCGUUGGCUACUUUCCACGAUGUGUUUGAAUACAGUUUCCUGCAGUCGCUCAUCAGACAAGCAGGAGGCAGCACGGCCUGGACCGGAGGGUUCUACUUCCAGACCUGGAGGUGGCUGGACCAGAGCCGCUUCACCUACUUCAGCUACUCCUCUCUGAACAGCGCCACCAGCUACCCGUGCGUCUACCUGCAGUCCAGAGCGGGCUGGACCAACGGCGUCUGCAGUACUUCAAGACCUUUCAUUUGCAUGAAGAGAACCGACACCUGCUGAGUCCUCAUAGAGAAGGGGGACAUGUGGGAUCAGGAGGGAGAGCUUGAUGUUGUUCAAUCAAAUCACAUGUUGUUAAUAAGAAGUGAUUUUUAAAGUUUGUAUUUCAGUCUGUUUUCGAUUCUCUUCAUGUUGUGUUAAAACUUUGAGUUGCCUUGU